This is a messenger RNA of Henningerozyma blattae CBS 6284, 1698 nucleotides long. RefSeq names its product serine C-palmitoyltransferase LCB2 (gene LCB2). The coding region runs from base 1 to 1698 and encodes 565 amino acids. Lineage: Eukaryota; Fungi; Ascomycota; Saccharomycetes; Saccharomycetales; Saccharomycetaceae. Gene Ontology annotation, biological process: ceramide biosynthetic process; sphingosine biosynthetic process. The transcript has a single exon. Gene Ontology annotation, molecular function: pyridoxal phosphate binding; serine C-palmitoyltransferase activity. The record is from RefSeq and is a predicted model, not a curated record. Gene Ontology annotation, cellular component: serine palmitoyltransferase complex.
AUGACUUAUACAAGCUCUGCUGCAACUACAAGAGUCAAAUUAAUACCCCCAAAGGAACUACCAGUACUUGUUCAAAAGGAAAAUGAAUACGGGUCUUUGACGUCUAAGGAAUUUUUAUUGGAAACCAAGAGAUUAAAGAGCAAAUCAUUGGGUCCACCAAUCAUGGAUACUCCUCCAUAUUAUAUCGUUCUAAUUACUUACCUGAAUUAUUUGAUCUUGAUUAUUCUGGGUCACAUACAUGAUUUCCUUGGAUUAAAGUUUCAAAAGGAAAAGCAUACUGAUGUCAUUGAACAAGAUGGUUAUGCUCCUUGGUUUUCUAAAUUUGAAUCUUUUUAUGUUAGAAGAUUAAAGAAAAGAAUCGAUGAUUGUUUUGCAAGACCAACCACUGGUGUCCCAGGUAGAUUCAUUGAGUGUAUUGAUCGUAUUUCUCAUAACAUGAAUGAUUUCUUUACAUACCCAGGCUCUACUACAAUGUGUUUGAAUUUAUCCUCUUAUAAUUAUUUAGGUUUUGCUCAAAGUAAAGGACAAUGUACUGAUGCUGCUUUAGAUUCUAUCGAUAAAUAUGGUGUUCAAAGUAAUGGACCAAGAACUUUGAUUGGUACAACUGAUUUACAUGUAGAAGCGGAACGUUUGAUUGCUACAUUCUUGGGCAAAGAAGACGCUAUGAUUUUCUCUCAAGGGUAUGGUACUAAUGCUAAUUUCUUCAAUGCCUUUUUAGAUUCAAAAUGUUUGGUCAUUUCUGAUGAAUUAAAUCAUACUUCCAUUAGAACUGGGGUCAGAUUAUCUGGUGCUACUGUGAGAAUCUUCAAACAUAACGAUAUGACUGCUUUGGAAAAGUUAAUUAGAGAACAAAUCGUAUUGGGUCAACCAAAGACAAGUCGUCCAUGGAAGAAAAUUAUUAUUUGUGUAGAAGGUUUAUUCUCGAUGGAAGGUACUCUAUGUAAUUUACCAGCUUUGAUUGAAUUAAAGAAGAAAUAUAAAUGUUAUCUAUAUGUUGAUGAAGCUCAUUCCAUUGGUGCUAUGGGUCCAACUGGGCGUGGUGUUUGUGAUGUCUUUGGUGUUGAUCCAAAUGAAAUCGAUAUUUUAAUGGGUACUUUUACAAAAUCAUUCGGUGCUGCAGGUGGUUAUAUUGCUUGUGAUAAAUGGAUGAUUGAUAGAUUCAGAUUGGACUUAUCUACUUGUAGUUAUGGUGAAUCUACCCCUGCUCCCGUCUUGGCUCAAAUCAUCUCUUCCACAAGAACUAUCAUGGGUCAGCUUCAUCCAGGUGAAGGUGCAGAAAGAUUACAAAGAAUUGCUUUCAACUCAAGAUACUUACGUCUAGGGUUGCAAAGAUUGGGUUUCAUUGUUUAUGGUCAUCCAGACUCACCAGUUAUCCCAAUGUUAUUAUACUGUCCUUCUAAGAUGCCCGCUUUCUCGAGAAUGAUGUUACAAAGAAAAAUUGCCGUUGUUGUCGUUGCAUACCCAGCUACUCCUUUGAUCGAAUCUCGUGUUAGAUUCUGUAUGUCAGCUUCUUUAACAAAAGAAGAUAUAGAUUAUUUGUUACGCCAUGUCGAUGAAGUUGGGGAUAAAUUAUUCUUAAAAGUCAGUUCAGGUAAGGCUAACGUCGAAGAAGAUGGUAGACCUCCAAGAUGGUCAAUUGAAGAAGUCUUAGAAAAGACUCCUCAAGAUUGUAAGUAUGAUCGUUUCUUUCUUGAUUAA